GAAAAACAUUUCCAAAAAUACGGUUUUAGUGAAAAGUUGUACAAAAACUAUUGAGCGCACUGUACGUAUUAAGUCACCGUUCGGUUCUAGGCUGAACGGGAGUCCAGUCCGAGCCUCCACCCCCUCUCCCCCCUCACAUGGGGCUGAACGCGUCCAGAUCGUCAAAGAUGCCAGAGACAGCGCGAGGCAGCAGUUUCCAACCCUCUGCCUCCCGUGGGGAAGGGAAAAACUAUCGUGUUUACAGUGAAGUACCGCGGCCGCUAUUCGCUUGAUAAAUUAAUGGUAUAUAGGACUACUGUCAUAGAUACUUAUGUGACUGUUACGUCUACACCAUUUUCUAACAUUUGGAUAAGGACGAUUCGCUUUUCAACAAGAACACUGCAAAGCUGGACGCAACAACCUUGUUGCCUUGAGUCAGCUUUGUAAUGAGUUAUUUGCUUCAAGAUGGCUGCACCUGCACUGAAGAACUUUUCUCAGUUGCAUCCAGUACAAGAGAUACAGCACAGUAAAUUAGAAAGCAUAAUGAAGAGCUCUCCUCCAGUUGUCUGUUCACCAGUUCAGUACAAUGGAAGUUUAUCCAGUUUACCAGUGGAUCAUGGUACUGUCUGCAUUCCUUCACCAUAUAUGGAAAAUGCUCAUGAUUUUUCAGCAAUGGCCUUCUACCAUUCUUCUGUCUUGGGUUACAGUCCUCCAUGUAAUGGCAGUGAAUCAGAAAGCAUGGCUUCAAGGUCAUCUUUAAGUCCGAAUAUGAUGUGGUCUUCUUCUGGGCACCUCUCUCCUUUGACCAUACACUGUCAACAGCCAUUGAUGUAUGCUGAACCUCCUAGAAGUUCAUGGAGUGAUGUGAGAUCUGGGGAACACAUGCAUCCCGUGGACAGGGAAUGUGUGAAAAGAAAAGUUGCUGCAGGUGCUGAUCUAAGUGUCUCUAUUGACAGUCCUUUGAAACGGGAUACACAUUUUUGUGCAGUUUGCAGUGACUAUGCAUCGGGUUAUCACUAUGGUGUCUGGUCCUGUGAAGGAUGCAAAGCAUUCUUUAAAAGAAGUAUUCAAGGCCACAAUGAUUACAUUUGUCCAGCUACAAACCAGUGCACAAUCGACAAAAACAGAAGGAAAAGCUGUCAAGCAUGUCGGCUGAGGAAAUGUUAUGAAGUUGGAAUGAUGAAAUGUGGUACAAGAAGAGAACGUUGCCAUUAUCGAAUCAUACGGCAGAAGCGCCACACAGAGAAUGCAUUGCAGAUGAAUGGCAAAGCAAAGAAGAAUUGCGAAACUAUGACAGUCCAGCUGAAGGCCAGUAGUUUAAGUGGUCUAAGUUCAGAACAAUUUGUUUCAUUACUAGAAGAAGCAGAACCUCGAGAGGUGAUCUUAUCCUAUUAUCCUUCAAAACCUUUCACACAGGCCAGUAUGAUGAUGUCAUUGACGAAGCUGGCAGACGCAGAACUAAUUCAUAUGAUUAGCUGGGCAAAAAAAAUUCCUGGUUUUUUGGAACUUAACCUUUAUGACCAAGUACGGCUACUGGAGUGUUGCUGGCUGGAGGUUUUGAUGGUGGGCCUGAUGUGGCGAUCUGUUGAUCAUCCCGGUAAACUUCUGUUUGCACCAAACUUUACAUUAGAUAGGGAUGAAGGCAAAUGUGUGGAAGGAAUAGUGGAAAUCUUUGACAUGAUGCUGGCUACAAUUUCAAGGAUUCGAGAUUUGAAACUGCAGCGAGAGGAGUAUCUUUGCCUCAAGGCUAUGAUCCUUCUAAACUCCAGUGUGUUUCCUCUUACCAGAGAAAGCAGUUCUGAGAACAGACAAAAACUGCAAAGUCUGCUCAAUGCAACGACAGAUGCCUUAGUGUGGUUUAUAGCUAAAAGUGGAAUUCCGCAUCAGCAACAAUCAACACGUCUAGCUCAGUUGUUGAUGCUACUUUCUCAUAUUAGGCAUGCAAGUAACAAAGGCAUGGAACACCUAUACAGCAUGAAGUGUAAAAAUGUGGUUCCCCUUUAUGAUUUGCUCCUGGAGAUGCUGGAUGCUCACCUCUUACACAGUCAGAAACCAGAGUUUGUUCAUCCAGAGCUCUGUCCAUCAGAAGAAAGUGAUGAGGUACUUGCACCAGAACCGGACUCUGUUGUUCUUGGACAUCGAAAUGCCUAAGUUGAGUCUACAAAUGCAAAAUGAUGUAAUUCUGGACUUUGAACUUUAAAUUUGCUUUUUGUAAUUCAGUUAUUUAAAUUAAUUUUUUAAUUGAGCAUUUUGGUUACUGUGCCAAUACCUGCUGCUUUGUUACAGUCAUCUGUAAAAAAAGGCUUUAUGUACUGUGACUCAGCUACUGUCUCUGCUCCAAAGAAACUAGCUGGAUUAACGGCUAUGUGUUUUGUGAUCCAUUAUAGAGAAGCCAUGAUACAGUCUUCUCAAAAUGAUUUCAUACAUUUCAGGUGGUUACAAGAAGAAUGCCAAUGCAUUUACAGCCCUUCAGAUAAUAUUAAUAAUAAUGAAAUUAUAUUAAAUAUUUUAUUACUAUACUACACAACAUUGUGUAGAAUCUGAUGAUAAUUUGUAUAUAUGUCUUCUCAGUGUACCCACAUUAAAAUUUUUGAUUGUGACAGUUGUUAGAAUGAUAUUUGUAUUAGCAGCAUGUUUGGUUAACUGUUCUAAAUAAUACAUUACAACUUCUACUUUUUGUAUCAAGUGUUGUUCCAGUUUUAUGAUGAACAUGCACCCAGAUUUGUAUGUUGCAAUUUUUGAUGGAGAUCAUACAUUUUACAUUUUUUGAGUACUCAGCACAGAGCAGUCAAAGAACCAAACAGCAAAAAAAGCCUUUACUCUGAAAAGACAACUUAAGAAAUGGCUUCAAAAAUUGAAAUAAAUUAUUUACAUCAA
This is a messenger RNA of Protopterus annectens (West African lungfish), 2856 nucleotides long. RefSeq names its product estrogen receptor 2 (gene ESR2). Bases 445 to 2130 code for a protein of 561 amino acids. Gene Ontology annotation, cellular component: nucleus. Gene Ontology annotation, biological process: cellular response to estradiol stimulus; estrogen receptor signaling pathway; regulation of DNA-templated transcription. Gene Ontology annotation, molecular function: sequence-specific DNA binding; nuclear estrogen receptor activity; zinc ion binding. The record is from RefSeq and is a predicted model, not a curated record. The transcript is spliced from 9 exons. NCBI's taxonomy places the organism in Eukaryota, Metazoa, Chordata, Ceratodontiformes, Protopteridae.